Molecule: messenger RNA, 915 nt
Organism: Mizuhopecten yessoensis (Yesso scallop)
Lineage: Eukaryota; Metazoa; Mollusca; Bivalvia; Pectinida; Pectinidae
Product: 60S acidic ribosomal protein P0-like
Exons: 1
Biological process (GO): cytoplasmic translation; ribosome biogenesis; ribosomal large subunit assembly
Cellular component (GO): cytosolic large ribosomal subunit
Molecular function (GO): structural constituent of ribosome; large ribosomal subunit rRNA binding
Source: RefSeq, a predicted model, not a curated record
AUGUCAAAGGGAGACAACAAAGCCGAAUACUUCGUUAAGUUAGAAAAGCUUCUCAAGGAAUACCACACUAUCUUCAUUGUCAAUGUUGAUAAUGUCGGUUCCAACCAAAUGCACCAAGUCCGUAAGGAACUUCGUGGUAGAGCUGUUAUUCUUAUGGGUAAGAACACCAUGGUCAGAAAAGCCAUCAGAAACGUUCUUCACGAACACCCAGAUUUCGAAAAGCUCCUUCCAAUUGUUAAGGGUAACAUUGGUUUCGUUUUCACCAACGAAGAUCUUAAGGAAAUCCGUGAUGCUAUUAAGUCUAACCGUGUCCAAGCCCCAGCCAGAGCUGGUGCCAUCGCCCCAGUCGAUGUCUUCGUUCCACCAGGUAACACCGGUAUGGAACCAGGUCAAACUUCUUUCUUCCAAGCUCUUGGUAUCCCAACCAAGAUUUCCCGUGGUAGUAUUGAAAUUGUUAACGAAGUCCACCUUGUCAAGAUCGGUGAAAAGGUCGGUCCUUCUGAAGCCACUUUACUUAACAAGUUAAACAUUUCCCCAUUCACUUACGGUCUUACCGUUGAACACAUUUACGAUAACGGUAAUGUCUUCACUCCAGAAGUUCUUGAUAUUACUGAUGACGAUUUAAUUGAAAACCUUGUUAACGGUAUUAAGAACAUUGCUGCUCUUUCCUUAGAAAUUAGCUACCCAACUGUUGCCUCUGUUCCACACAGUUUAGCUAACGGUUACAAGAACCUUAUUGCUAUCUCCUUAGUCUCUGACUACUGUCUUGACAGCGUUAAGGAACUUAAGGAACUCCUCGACAACCCAGAAGCUUUAGCUGCUAUGCAAGCUGCUUCCUCUACCAACGCUGCUGCCGCUGAAGAAACUACUGCUGCCGCUGCCGAAGAAGAAGAAGAAGAAGAAUCUGACAGUGAU